Colias croceus (clouded yellow) is the source of this 1371-nucleotide messenger RNA. It is a transcript of the gene Gas8, whose product is annotated as dynein regulatory complex subunit 4. The record is from RefSeq and is a predicted model, not a curated record. Lineage: Eukaryota; Metazoa; Arthropoda; Insecta; Lepidoptera; Pieridae. The transcript has 7 exons. Gene Ontology annotation, biological process: cell motility. Gene Ontology annotation, cellular component: microtubule; Golgi apparatus; motile cilium. The coding region runs from base 51 to 1358 and encodes 435 amino acids. Gene Ontology annotation, molecular function: small GTPase binding; microtubule binding.
GAGCAAAGAAAGCCCCGGCAAUCGUAAUCGAUGGAGUGGAUACUUCCGAGAUGACACGGGAAAAGCUCGAGCAAUUCACGCUCAGAGUAAAAGAAGAACUAGAUAAAGAGAGAGAAGAAAGAAAUUACUUCCAAUUGGAAAGAGAUAAAAUAAGAACAUUCUGGGAAAUAACACGACAGCAACUAGAAGAAGCGAAAGCAGAACUAAGAAACAAGGAAAGAGCUACCGAAGAGGCACAAGAAGAAAAUGAAGCGCUAUUGGAAACAGAAAAACAAAAAAUUAAACACUUGAAGUACGAACAGCAAGCUGCCUCAGCUGCUUUACGUGCUGAAAAUUUAGUAGCAUUAAAAGCAGCAAAAGAAGAACAUACGGAACAAGAACUAGAGCUUCUAAAUGACAAACGUGCAUUACGCCAAGAAAUGAGAGAGAAAAUGUUAGCAGCGCAAGACGAAUUGCGCCGUGCGAAAUUAAUUCAUGCUGAAGAACUAUCAAAUACAAGGUCUACGUUUGAAGAGCGUGCCAGACAAAUUGAAGAUAAAGCAGAGAAGAAACUACAAGAAACAAAAGUGGAAUUAACUGUUAAACAUAGAACGGAGAUAGCUGAGGUUGAGGAGAGAAAGAAUAAACAAUUGUCUGAACUGAUUGCUCAUCACGAAAGAGCGUUUUCCGAUUUGAAGAACUAUUACAAUGACAUAACGUUGAAUAACUUGGGAUUAAUCAGCAGUCUAAAACAACAGAUGGAAGAUAUGCAAAAGGUUAAGGAAAGGGCUGAGAAAAUUGCUAGAGAUGCUGUGGCUGAAACUAAGAGUCUAAGGGAACCGUUGGAAGCUGCGAUAAUCGAUAACAAGGAGUUGAAACGGCAGAUGUCUAACUAUGAUCGAGAUAAAGCGGCGCUGGCGGCUAAAACAAAACAACUAGCGUCAUUGGAGAAACAGUUUGAAGUACUGAAAUGGGAAUAUGAGGUGUUACAAGUUCGUUUCGACAGAAUUCUAGCUGAAAGGGAUGAAUUAAAAGCAAGAUUUUCGAGAGCAGUCCUUGAAGUUCAACAGCGAGCGUCUUUGAAAACUGCGCUUUUGGAAGCGAAAUUGAAAAAUAUGGAGGGAAGAGAUCUUGGUCCAAGGGAAAUGCAUGAACUAUUGAGACUAAAAGACACACAAGUAGAAGAUCUCCGGUAUGAAGCAGCAAGGCUCAGGAAAGCUCAUGAUGACCUAUUGGCUACGUAUGAAGCUAAAUUGGCCAAACUUGGGGUACCAGCUGAAGAAUUAGGGUUCAAACCUUUGAAAGCGGUUGCCGUAGCAGGUCUCUCUCCUAUCAUUGGUCAAGGUCCAGCUGGUUUAGUAACAAAGGAUCAAAUAUAAAUUAUAAACAUCA